UUAAAUUUGAAUUUGACAUCAACACCUAGUGUUGCCAAAUGUCUACGUUGAUAUACUCCAAAUAGAGUAAAGAAAUUCCCAAAAUGUAGGGUUUAGACCAAAAUCCUCCUAAAGUAAUGGAAUGCGCAACCAAAACAAAGUCUUAGAUUUUUCAUCUAAUUUAUACAAGUAAAGCAGUAUCAUUCCGUUCAGGAACGUUUAAUUUCUUACGCCUAAAAGUCCCUAAAAUCUCUCCCCAUUACAUUAACUUAGGGAAAAAUCCUCAUCUGGCAACUAUGUAUGUAGGAAUGUCAAACUCAAGCUUUUUAAUGUAACCGUUUUGUUAUUGCUCAUUUUUGCUAGUUUGUUUUGUUAUUACUUGUCCAUCAAUCGCUGUACUUGCUAAAACUACUGUUAUUAUGUUGUCUUACGUUUACGCAAAUGUUAGACAUUAAAAUAAAACUGUUUUACAUUUUUUUCGUUUUACUUUUACUCCCGACGCUUCGAAGACUGCAGCCUAAUGGGCAACUUCUUAUGGAAAUGGCUAGGUAAUCAGGAUAGAAUAAAUAAAAAAUAUAAGUUAAUAAAUGUUUGAAACAUAAUGCUUCCAGGUCAAGGAUUAUUUAAAUGAAUCUGUCUUUGAAGGUCACUUCUUCGUUACUAAGCAGCGGUAAAAUCAAUUGAACUUCAUUCAGUAGCUUUAGCGUAUUGAGAAAAAUACACUGCAAAGCUUAGUAGUACUCUAUUCCAUUAUUUGGAACCAUGAACGACAGUGAAGUGGAAAAUUUAAAGUCAGAAUAUGAACAUGAGAAGACCUGCAGAGAUUCUGUGGCAUGGCAGAACGGAGAACUCGAAAAGAAAAUUAUGCAAAUGCAAGAAGAAUUGCGUAAAGGCGAUUAUCCUUGGGAUAAUGACGAAGAUUUGGUAAAAGAAAAUUCUCGACAUAAACUAUUAAUCGAAGCUAUUGAAACGUUGAGAGAACAGUUGCCAAUAUUGAAAGAUAAAAUUAAGAGUGCGAAAAUGUGUGGUCCAGAUUGCAAACUAAAACAUGAUGAUCUCAAUAUUAACUUGGAUAUACUUACUCCGGCUGAAUUGCUGCGUACGGUAAAGAGAUUUGAGAGGCUCAAAACUGAUUUGAUAAGCACCCUUCGCAGUAAAGAGUGGCGCUUGGACUCUGAAUCUAAGCUGUUCGUCAGAGUAAACGACCAGAGAACGUACUUGCAGAACGAGCUGAUGAUAUGCCACAACAAUAUAAUGAGGCUGCAGAAAAACGGCUCCUAUUGGCAAAACAUCCAACGUAAAAACGACGAGAGAGUGCUGGACCCAAAGCGAGGACCGAUAAAGAAAACAUUCGGCACGGAACGACUGCCGCCGAUUGUCACUUAAAUGUUAUUUAAUUCCAGAUACCUCACUCAGAUAUAUUUAUGGAAUAUACAUAGUGUCCAUCUUUCAAGUAGAUGUUUGAAUAAUACUAAUUAAUUAAGUAAUUGGUAUAUAAAAUAUGCACUAACUGUACAUUAAAACUUACUAGAAAAUAUAUUUUGUAAAUCAUAAUUGCAUGAAUUUUCUCAAAAAGCAAACCAAUUAAAUACUAAAGUAGUAGUAAUAAAAUAGUUCUUUUCGUAUUGUCAAAUUAUUAUAGGCACAAAAUGUGCACAAUAUAACGUAAUUAUAGUAAUUAAUAUAAAUAAGGUUAUAUCGCACUUUAUUUAUGGUCCUUCGAGCCGGACUUAUGAGCGUCGUUCCGUAGCCGUUGAAUGUACAAUAUUCGUGAUUUUAGUGCCAGAAAUAAAAAUGAAAAAAAUAG
Manduca sexta (tobacco hornworm) is the source of this 1786-nucleotide messenger RNA. RefSeq lists its product as uncharacterized. The transcript is spliced from 6 exons. The record is from RefSeq and is a predicted model, not a curated record. Lineage: Eukaryota; Metazoa; Arthropoda; Insecta; Lepidoptera; Sphingidae. The coding region runs from base 742 to 1365 and encodes 207 amino acids.